AAUCUGAUGAAAUGCAGUCAGUUUCUCUACGCACGCUAGGAAUAAAGUAGUUUUUUCCCCCGAUCACCACCGACUCGAACUUUCUACGAUGCAGUGAUCCGACUUUUCUCGCGCUAGUUGCUAGUUCUUCCUUCUGCUGAGAGUAGGCGCCGGUUCUCGAAUUUUGGCGAAAAGUGAUAGCAGUGGCCGGUGUAUGUGCGUGUCGAUGACUGCGUGAGGUGAGGAUACGAGGCACCCUCCGAGCCAAGGGUUUAGAGCGAGAGGUGGGACGACUGGCAAAAUUCCGGUAGCCAAACACAGCCUCGGACCCGUCCACGAAGGGACGACGAUGGGACAGAUACCCCAAAAUCUUUCAUCGCCGGCUGCCGCCGCGCUUAUCUCGGCCCGAUUCGAGGUGCAGCCGCAAAAAUGGAAAGAGGAAACUCGGAAUUUUCAGGUUGCUUUUCUAGGUUGUUUUCUCUUAUGGUAAUGGACGGCGCGAAAUCGGCGAGGGUCACUCAAGCUGCUGCGAUCGGUCCUCUGCUAUCCCUUCGGAAGGAACCGGGGCGUGUCCGUCGCGGUCGUUCUACCUGGAUCCUGUGGUCGAAGAGAAUUUCGUUUGUAGGGCGCAAAAGAAGUGGGUCUGGAACGCGAGCGGCCGUCAGCGUGCGUCGACCCCGGCGGACCAUGGUGGAGUCUUCUGGGCGCCUGUCGUGUGGGUCGGCCGCUGGAUUUACGAUCGUGACCUCUCGGCGGACAAGGGCCCAGUUUUCCUCGGCCCCUUGCUAAUUGCUCAUCCCGACAAGGACUUUUCCAUAUCAACAAGUAUCGACACAGCUCCGCGCAUCCGUAAACAACAACAUCCCUUUUCGUCAUUCCGCUCCUCGGAAGAUCCGACGUGCCGCUGUAAAUGUGUCAACGCCAGAAGCACGAAGGGAUCGAUCGGCGGCGAUUUUUGACGGCGGCGGCGACACUUGUGGAGCCUCUUGACCUCGCAACAAAUCGCCGCGAAAUGGUCCGGAGGGUGGGUUCUUUUCGGGUAUCGAUUGGUCGAGGAUAAAACCACUUGACGUUGUGGGCCACCUGCUGUUUCGAACUUGCAACCCUGUUGUGACGUGAAAAUGUGCUCGGGAUUCAUGCAAACAUGUGGCGAACAUGCUGGAGGGGGAUGGCGACAGUUUGUUCGAAGGGGGCCGGAUUGCACCCU
This is a messenger RNA of Zophobas morio, 1186 nucleotides long. RefSeq lists its product as uncharacterized. NCBI's taxonomy places the organism in Eukaryota, Metazoa, Arthropoda, Insecta, Coleoptera, Tenebrionidae. The record is from RefSeq and is a predicted model, not a curated record. The coding region runs from base 409 to 768 and encodes 119 amino acids. The transcript is spliced from 4 exons.